Molecule: messenger RNA, 2642 nt
Organism: Cynocephalus volans (Philippine flying lemur)
Lineage: Eukaryota; Metazoa; Chordata; Mammalia; Dermoptera; Cynocephalidae
Gene: IP6K3
Product: inositol hexakisphosphate kinase 3
Exons: 6
Coding region: 405-1637 (410 amino acids)
Biological process (GO): inositol phosphate biosynthetic process; phosphatidylinositol phosphate biosynthetic process
Cellular component (GO): cytoplasm; nucleus
Molecular function (GO): inositol hexakisphosphate kinase activity
Source: RefSeq, a predicted model, not a curated record
CUGGACAUGUCAGCCCUGCCAGCCUUUCCUGGGGUCAGGUGACCCUCCUCUCCCCAGGCCACUGGCAGCUUGGCCCUCCUGGGCAGACUUCUCCACCCAGGGAUCUAGUGCAAAGUGAGUACCCUGAGCUGGGAAGGGCAUUUGCCUGAUGCCUGCAGACGUGGGCACUGAGAGACAAGAUUCCUUUUCACUGGAUGCCUCCCUCCCACACACUCCCCACAACCCCUGAAGGAGGCUCUGAGAGCCCACAGACAGGAAGACAACUGGGCCAUGACAGCAACAAAGGCCAAGAAAGAGAAAGCUGAGGACUGCUGACCACCCAGCGUUCUGUCCAGGAGCUGCUUCUGCUACCUUACACCUUCCUCUCACAGAUUUAGCAGGUGACCCACUCCCCGUGUGGCACCAUGGUGGUGCAGGACAGCGUGGACACUGGGGAUGCCAGGGUGGGUGUGCGGCUGGAGCCCUUCCUGCACCAGGUCGGGGGGCACCUGAGCGUGAUGAAGUUUGACGAGCACACUGUGUGCAAGCCCCUCGUCUCCCGGGAGCAGAGGUUCUACGAGUCUCUGCCACUGGCCAUGAAGCAGUUCACCCCACAGUAUAAAGGCACCAUCACAGUGCACCUCUGGAAAGACAGCAUGGGCCAACUCAGCCUGGUCACCAGCCCACUGAAAGAGAGGCAGGAGCCCUUCAAGAUCUCCACGGAGUCAACAGCAGUGGCAAUUUGGCAGACGCUCCAGCAGACCCCCAGUGGUAGUGGUGACACCCACCUACUCGACCAUCAGCAGCAUGCCCAGCUGGCACACUCACUCAAGGAGAGCCCAGCCAAGGCACUCCUGAGGUCCAAGCUCAAUCUAAAUGCACAAGUGUCCUCACUGGUUGAAGAUGCUAAUGGGAACCAGGUCGAGAGGAAGAGCUUUAAUCCAUGGGGCCUGAACUGCCACCAGGCACACCUGACCCGCCUGUGCUCCGAGUACCCGGAGAACAAGCGGCACCGGUUUUUGUUGCUGGAAAAUGUAGUGUCACAGUACACGCAUCCCUGCAUCUUGGACCUGAAGAUGGGGACCCGGCAGCACGGGGACGAUGCGUCCGAGGACAAGAAGGCCCGUCACAUGCGGAAGUGUGCGCAGAGCACCUCAGCCCCCCUGGGUGUGCGCAUCUGCGGCAUGCAGGUUUACCAAACAGAUAAGAAGCAUUUUCUGUGCAAAGACAAGUACUAUGGAAGAAAACUCUCAGUGGAGGGGUUCAAACAAGCCCUCUACCAGUUCCUGCAUGACGGAACCCGCCUCCGGAGGGAGCUCCUGGAGCCAAUCCUGCAUCAGCUGCGGGCCCUCCUCUCGGUCAUUAGGAGUCAGAGUUCAUACCGGUUCUACUCCAGCUCUCUCCUCAUCACCUAUGAUGGGCAGGAGCUGCUGGAAAGAACCCCAGGCAGCCUGCAUCCUCAGGAGGCUUCGCAGAUGGCCCCUGGCAGCUAUCCCGGGGAUCUCACCAAAGUUGGUGUCCGGAUGAUUGACUUUGCUCACACAACAUACAAGGGCUCCUGGAAUGAGCACAUUACCUAUGACGGACCAGAUCCUGGCUACAUUUUUGGCCUGGAAAACCUCAUUGGGAUCCUGCAGAAUAUCCAAGAGGGGGAAUGAAACUUCUCAGGCCUAUAUGAAGUCCUCUGGGCUACAGACCUCAGAAACGGACCUACUGGUAGCUAGAGUAGUCUUGACACCCCUUAGAUGUCUUCGUAAAAAUCAUACUGACCUUCAAAAGCCAUCUCUGUGCAAGACAGACUACAUUAACAGCUGCUAAAGAAAUCAGCUCUGGAGGUAAUUCCACGUACUGUGGCAUCUUGCUCUAAUGCUGGUCAUUGUAGAAUGGAUGGUCACUAUAAAGUGGCACUACUUUGGAGUAUGUUGGAGGGUGCAGCAUGAGUUAGCGGCCAGCAUUCCAAUGAGAUUCUGGACUACUUAACUCUAAAAAUGCCUUUCUGUUGUUAUGCUGCAGUCCUCACAAGCUGUGAGGCACAAAACCUUACUUGAAGAAGCCUUCAAGCAGAAUGAGCUGAGGAGUUCACGGUUUGUCUCCUCGUGCAGGCUGCCCACUCCAAGGGCAGACAGAGCUAACAAAUGUCUCUUGCCUUCCUGAAAGGGGUUUCAGGUGGGACAGGAUGAAGUGGAACAGAUCUGCCAGCUCACAAGCUCUGUCCCGGGUUCAAAGUGAACAAGGACAAGCCCAGACACAAGCACUGGUAAAGCAAGACGCCAGGCGCUCCAUUUUUGCCUGUGGAGAAGAGGGUCGCUCUACAGAUUUCUGAGUGCCUAUUAGAAGUAAUGAUCCUGCCACAUUCUGACCAUAAGACUCAGCUUCCAAAGGGGGCGGACAGCACAUGAGGAGCCGCCACUAAUGUUAAACUGUACUCUCUGCUUCCUAUUUAUUUAUUUUGGGUGUGGGUUAGGGGAGUCAGAAGAAAAGAACCUGGAGGACCGAGGAAACCAGGGACAACGUUUACAAGACUGGUGGACAAGUGUAGAUACGGAACAAGAGCAAACAGUUCUAAUUAAUUCUUUCUUCUGCAGUACAGAAAAUUAUUACAAUGCUCUGAGUCAAGCACUGAGAUACGUUACCCAAUUAGGGAAAUAAAUUUGUUAAUAAAA